AUGGAUUUUAUCAAGUCUCAAUUCGAAGCUGCUCUAGCUUCUAAACGUCCAUUAACAAAACAAGGCUUAACAUCAUUAAUUGAUUCUAUUGAACAAACACAAUUAUCAACAUUAUAUCGUUGGUUAUUUCAUCGUUUAAAUGAUCAUUUACUUUAUGUAGCACGUCAUAAUCAACCAGUAGAUUUUUUUCUUUCGGCACGUCAAUUAUCAUUUUAUUUACACGAACAUUUUAUAAAUACUUAUACUUCGUUACAAUCUGCAGGAAUAAAACAAUUAAAUCAAAUAUUAAGAAGUCUUCAACAGCAACAACCAUUAACACAAAAUGAAUUAAAUCAAUGGAAACGUUCACAGCCAGGUUUAAAACGCGAUGAUUUAAUUCUUCAUUGUUUAUUUUAUAAUUCACCACAAUUAGUAUUAUCGAAUGAGACUAGUAUAUUACUUGGUGAUUUAUUUCGUGUUGGUUUACAUACAUGUGUGCAGAAUUUAGCUGAUCGAGAUAAUAAAACAUCUAUAAAAAUUUUAUUUAGUCUUGGUUUAGCACCAUUAGAUAUUAUACAUCGAAUUAUGUCUACAACUGUCUAUCAUCAUUUAAGAAUCUAUUGUGCACAAUAUUUAAAUGAGUUUGGUAUAGAAUUUUAUUUAACUAGUCAAGAAAUAAAUAUAUUAAAUUUAUUAAAUCAUUUAAAACAAUUUUAUACGAGUGAAAGUAUCUUAGAUUUACUUGAUAGUAGAAAACAAUCAAUUGAAUAUUGGAAUAAAAUACUUACAGCAGUUCCAUUAGUUACAACAUUUAAUUGUCGAGAUAUUCAACCAAGUAUAAAGCAACCAUCUCCAGCAAUAGCAUCGUCAAAACGAAUUGCUUAUAAACAAGUGGCUUUUGAAUGGAUGCAUACAAUUAUGGAUAAUGAUAAUCAAGAAGCAAAAAGAUGGUUAUUAACUACUGAAGGUCGACAUUUAACGGGUGAAGAUCCAUUAUUUCUAUCGAAAGAUGAUGAACUACAAAAACAAAUUCAAUUAGCUUACGUAUAUGCAUCUUCGCGUCAAUCGUUAAGUUUACUAAAACAAUUAAGUUCAAUUGAAAAAAUGAAUAAUUUUGAGAUAAUAUGGCCACAUUUAAAUCCAUCUCUUCAAUGGUCCUUUGUACGGUUAGCUCAAUGGAUCCCUCCGAAUUCAUCUGACACAAUUUUUUGGGAAAAUAUCAUUCAAGAUGAAACAAAUGAUUCAUUAAUAUUAAAGCAAAGUAAACUCUAUCGGAUUUAUCCGGCUUAUAUUUAUUUUUCACUCAAUGAUGAAAAUGAAAACGUUGAUAAUGACGAAAAGUGGUGUCAAUGGUUACGUUCAAAACCAUGUGAUUAUGCAUUACAAAAUUCUUUUGAUAAUACACUUCCAAUUGAUCCAUUGGUUAAUAUUGUUCGUCAGGGUAUCGAAAAUCGUCAAGACGAUUUGGAUAGUAAUCUAAUUAGGCAGUAUCCUGCAUUACGUUUAUUAUCAAAAUGUUCAAAAAUAAAUUCAUUUGACAUAAGUAUUUAUCAUUUACUUGAUCGUUUUAGUCAACUCGAUGUAUCUCGAUGUUUUACAUCGCAAGAAACAAAUAAAUUUCGUUCAAAUGAAGAUAUAACUAUAUUACACGAUUGUUUUUCAUCAUUAAGCGAUACCAAUACAAAUGAUCAACAACAACAUUCAAUUGAUUAUCGUUAUCUAUUCGGACAAAAUCGUCCGUUGACAUCGUUUGCACAUUUUCUGGCAUCAUCUAUUGACGAUCAAGAACAAAACCAACAAAAUUCCUCAACCUCAAUUGAUCGACGUUUUACUCGUUUGAAAGACUUCUUGAUAACAUCAUGUAAAACAAAAUUAAAAAAUUAUUUAUCCUCAAUUAUCUUAUUUGAUAUAUGUAAUGAAGAUACAUUUUUCAUACGUUUGUAUGUAUCAUUAAUGAGAAUAUUAAAAACAAUAGUCUCAGAAGAUCAUACAUCAAUAUCAUUAAAAUUAUUAUCAUCAAGUACAAAUCUUAAUUCAUUAAAUUCAAUAAAACAAUUAAUUUUAUUUAAACUUUUUUCACAAACAUAUUCAUUACAACAUAUACCAACAUUAUUAACAUAUUAUAUAAAUCGUUCGUGUUGGUUUGAAAUGUUAUUUAUUUCACAAUUGUUUCAUUAUAGCGUUGAUGAUAUUAUAUCAUGUUUAUCACAAACACAACAGAAUACACAACAAUGUAUGUUAUUUGAACAUUUAAAGUGUUGUUUUAAACGAUUGGUUAAACAUGAUCCUACACCAUUGUUGAAACAGGAUCUUUUUGCUUUAUUAACUGAUCAAUCAUUAACAUCAGAACAAUUGAAAUUAAGAUUUCAACAAGGUGCUCAACAAUGCUCUCGUCCAUUACUAGCUGUUCUUUACAGUACACUACCGCAAGUAUCAUCAAUCGAUGCCUUUGUUCUAUUUCUUCAAUCAUUAAAUCCAAAGUAUCCUCAUCUAUUUCCGACAACAACAAAUUCAGCUAAUCGUCUAUUGUGUCACAUAGCUGGACUAGGUCAUUGGACUGUACUUGUUCUUGCUACGCAUAUAUUUGCACCUGAUAGUCUAUUGGAAUCAUUAGUUCGUUUUGGUCAUGCAUGUGUCGAAUUGAAUGAACCAACUAAACCGAAAUUUUUAUCUUCAACACAAGCAAAUAUUGGUCUUGGUCAAUCAUCCGCAUGGUUUACACAAUUAACAACACAAUUAUUAUUGUGUGUAUUUCGACAAGUAUCAUCACAUACAGAUAUACGUGCAAUAUUUCAUUUGCUGGGUGAACAAAAUGAAUUUUAUCAUCGUUUUGAACCACUAUUUUCUCUACUCGAAGAACAACCAUCGCCUAUUCCAUUUGAUUGGUCACUUCUUAUGUAUACAGAUCGCUGUUAUCUUUCUGUAAUGACAUUAAUUGAACAAUUAAUAAAACAUGAUCGUUUCGAUUUAGUUGAUGAAAUAAUUAUUUGUGUUGAUAUUGAAAUUGACAUACCAUUAUUUGAACGUUUUAAGUGUUCAUUCGAUGAAUAUCAACAUAAUCCUGAUACAGACGAUAAAGAAUUGCAUGAAGCAUUUGAAACUAUAUGUCAAGGACAUCAAGAUGUGUUGAAACGUUUGAAAAAACCAUUGCUUUAUGGAGAUUUUCUUUCAUCAAUACGUUCAACAUCGUCACAAUUAGUUCGCGUAUUACUAUUUAUCUUUGCUAAUCAAGCACAACAUCUACCUGAACCAUACGAUUAUUCAUCAAUAAAUCUUCCACAAAAACAACCUAUUAUUGAUAGAUUAUGGACAGCAUUAAUUAGUUUUAUACAUGAAUAUCAAAAUAAACCCAUUGUUAAUACAAUACUUGAUUAUAUGGUUAGUUUAUUUUCAAAUUCUUUAUUAGAUCAAAUAGCCACAGAAAAGUUAAUACCAAAUGAUUUCGAUGAUUAUUUACGUGUGUUUGAAGAGAUUGAAGUCGAAGAAGAAUUAAUUGAAGAAGAGAAACCACGAGAGAUUGUUGCUGAAAAUGAAUUUGAAGCAGCUAUGUUAAAAAAUGUUUUUGCAACAACUAAAGUUACAUCAACAACAGAGACUGUUGUAUCCACAGAAAAAAAUUCAAAUACACAAUCAACACGUCGUCCAUCAAGUCGUGCAUCUUCAUCGUCACAUUUACCAUCGUUGGGUCCAACAGUAAGUCGUCGAUCAUCAGGAUCUGUAACAAGUUCUGGUGGAACAAAUUUACAUCAUUUAUCUGAUAAAGAUAUUCGGCUAUGUGUAUCCAUAACUGAAAAUGCAUUUCUACAACGUUCAUCACCUGAACUUGCAUUACAGCUAGCAAGCAAAUUUCGUAUGACAACAUAUAAUUUAACUAUUUUUUCUUAUGCACAUCGACUUUAUUUUAACAUCAUGUCACCAUCGGAUAUUCGUACGCGCAUUGAUCAACUUCCCGAUGUUCGUGAUCAAGAUCAAUUAAAUAGAAGACGAUUAACAAAUGUUUUUCGAACAAUGACAAUAAUAUCACCCAAUGAUGAAAAAUCAAAUACAGUUGAUGAUCAAAAACCAAAACUAAUCGAUCGUCUUCUAUCACGAACAUCGAAUGAUGAUCGUUUAAUAUCAAUAAUCAGUACAUUACUAAAAAUAGGUCGUCUUUUUCGUAUUGAUUCAUGUCAUGUGCUAAAAUCAAAUGCACAUAAUGAUGAAUGGAAUCUUUUAAUGCGUAUUAUUUCUUAUGCAUCGUCGUCAUUUCCAACGAAAAUAAAGUUAGCAGAAAAUUUUUCUAAACAAUUACGAAUGUCCAAUCAACAACUUGUUGAUUUAAUUGCUGAUGAAACAGAUAAAACAUUGAAACGUUAUGAAAGAAAUGAGUCAAGUGAUGACUAUCAUUGUUGGCCGUUUGAUCCAAAUAAUAUUGAAUCCUAUAAACAAUUUAUUUCAAUUUUAUAUGAAAAAAAUUAUGAUGCUAUUGGCAGACAACUUGUGGAACGGUCAAAAAUAUAUGAAGAUCAAGUGCUAGAUUUAGAUUUUCAAGAUGCUUCAUCACCACAGCUUCGUCUUUGCAUUGACUUAUUAAUCUAUGCUCAUACAUGUUUUAUUAAUUCAUGUCAUAUGGAAGGAAUAUGUUUAGUACUGGAUCAUGUCCGUCAUUUGGCAUUUUAUCUGAAUGAAUUAAAUGGGUAUCCAUUACUGAUUCGUUUAUUAUUAGGUUUACAACAAUAUUCUGAAAUGAUAUAUAUAUUUGAUAUGUUAUUUCAAGUAGAUCAAUUUGAUUUAUUACUAUCAACAAUAAGUAAUAUGAAUGAUGAACGUUUAAAUACAGCAUUAUUUGAUUAUAUAAAACGGCAUCAUCCGAAUGAUGAGCAUACGUUUACAUCGAUAUCAAUGAAUUUACAUAUGCAUCAUGAAUUAGCGAUGAUGUAUCGUGAUGCUGGCGAAAAACUAUUAAAGACACUUCCAUCUAAUCAGCCGUAUUCAUCGGCUGAAAUGUCUAUAACAUUGCAAAGCCUAUUACAAUAUUAUUCAGAUGCAGCUGAUACAUUUUAUUUAGCUGAUUGUUGUCGUCAAAGCGAACAAUGUUUAAAACAAGCACGUCUUAUAUCAUUACAACUUGAAUUUUUACAAAAGCAACAAGGAAUAACUUUAUUGAAUUUGAAUCCUAAACAAAUACGUGAUAUAUUACCUACUAUUGAACGUUGUUGGCAUGCAUUUAUAGUAGCUGAUGCAUAUAAUGAACAUUCAUUAUGGCCAAAUUGUUUAGUAGAACAGUUUAUAUGUAAUAAAAGUUCUACUGCUGUUAUGUAUUGGGAUGAAUUUAAACAGCUAAUAUCAGUGGAUGAUCAAAGUAUAUUAAAUAUAGGAAAAACACUAUUAAAAAAAAGUUCAAAUUCAAUAUCGACUAAAAAUUUGCAAGAAAUACUUUCACAUGUAACAGAUUCAACGAUUCUUCAUCAUGUACAACAAUCAUUGAUCAACAAUGAUAGUAGUUAUACGAAUUUAUUUACAUCUAUCGACUCACCAUAUGUUCUUGAUACUAUUCGAGUUUCAUGA
Molecule: messenger RNA, 5526 nt
Organism: Rotaria socialis
Lineage: Eukaryota; Metazoa; Rotifera; Eurotatoria; Philodinida; Philodinidae
Source: the annotation of a GenBank genome assembly